AUGUUCAACUGGGCCAAGCAAACUCUGGCGCAAACCUUGGGUACCGAGGAGCCCAUAUAUGGCCCUUCAGCCAUCAAGUCGGUCGCCGAAGAUUCCGCAAAGACUCCCUACACCGAACUCGCGCGAAAUGACCUGAAGUGGGAGGCCAUGACCUCGACCUCGGUCGAGACCCAGAGCUUUUACUUCAUGGCCGACAGCGGACACCUCGGUCUCGCUCAGGUCAUAUAUAGUAACGUGGCCGGUAUCCAUACGACCUGCCAGUUCAACUCGAAGAUCUUCUAUGUCGACCGCACCAAGCCUCACCUUUACUGCUCUACACAACUCAGCGACACAUCCUUCAGCGAUGAUAAACUCGACUUCUUUGCCAAAGAUUGCGCCCUGCAGUUAUCCGAGGAUGGAAACUCGUACACCAUCAAAUCGAUGACCGAUCAGCGCUGUAUCGUCAACUUGAAGGUAACAAAGACGGCGCCGGGUUUCGUUGCCGGGAAGAACGGCAAGACACUGUUCGGUACGGAUCUGGCUCACCCAUGGGGAAGCAUGAGACAUGCCUUCUGGCCGCGGUGCGUUGCCGAAGGCACCAUGCUGACAAAGGACGGCCCCGUCGACUUCAAGGGAAAGGCCUUUUUUACCCACGCCCUGCAGGGCAUGAAGCCCCACCAUGCCGCCGCUCGCUGGAACUUUGUCGAUUUCCAGGGCCCGACAUAUUCCGCGAUUAUGAUGGAAUUUACCACACCUCCUUCGUACGGUUCGACCAUCGUAGGUGUAGGGGGUAUCGCUAAGGAUGGCGAGAUCAUCACCGCCGGUGCCGGCGAGAACACGGUCAAAGCGCUGCACGCCAAGGCGACGACCGACCCAGACACGCAAUGGCCAGAACCUAAAGAAGUCAAAUUCUCCUGGAACGGAACAACGAAGGAUGGCAAGUCAGUGGAAGCUGUGCUCGAGACUCCGCUUGAGGAGCGACAGGACCGGGUCGACAUUAUGGCUGAGGUUCCUGCAUUUGUCAAGAAGAUCAUCGCCGGUACUGCCGGAACCAGGCCCUACAUCUAUCAGUGCUCCCCUCGUACGACUCCCGUCACGUUGAAGAUGAAGAUUGGAGAUGAAGUGGUUUCAGAACAAGGGAUACUUUUCACUGAGGCAACCUUCCUUUCUGGAACAAAGGAUGCAAACGAGGCCACGAAGUCAUAG
Molecule: messenger RNA, 1185 nt
Organism: Pseudomassariella vexata
Lineage: Eukaryota; Fungi; Ascomycota; Sordariomycetes; Amphisphaeriales; Pseudomassariaceae
Product: survival factor 1
Exons: 4
Coding region: 1-1185 (394 amino acids)
Biological process (GO): response to oxidative stress
Cellular component (GO): cytoplasm
Source: RefSeq, a predicted model, not a curated record